Messenger RNA from Odontomachus brunneus, 2850 nucleotides. Its product is annotated as plasminogen activator inhibitor 1 RNA-binding protein-like. The transcript has 6 exons. NCBI's taxonomy places the organism in Eukaryota, Metazoa, Arthropoda, Insecta, Hymenoptera, Formicidae. Gene Ontology annotation, molecular function: RNA binding. The record is from RefSeq and is a predicted model, not a curated record. The coding region runs from base 143 to 1519 and encodes 458 amino acids. Gene Ontology annotation, cellular component: cytoplasm; nucleus.
CCUAUAUUUCCGAGCGAGGCAACCUCGUGGUGGAUUAGAUUUUGUCGGCCAUAUUACGUUGAAUGUCUCUGUUACACAAGGGCUCAAGAGUAGCCGUGAAACUUUUGAAGAAUCCUCUGUGCUGUGAGGAUACAGAGACAGGAUGGAGAACAUAUACACUGUCACGGUCACCAACAAGUUCGAUUUGAACCUCGACGAGAGCGAGGAUCCGCUGGAGAUGCUGGAGGUUCGUGAGCAAGAAAAAGAAGCAAAGAAGAAAGAACGAAUCUCCGAAAAAGAGAAUAAAAGUAAGCAGCAGCAGCAGCAGCAGCAGCAAGACGGACAAAAAACCACCAACAACAAGACGCAGAAAAAUCGCGUGAUCAAGGACGCCCAGCAGCUGCCGUCCAAGGUGCAGGAUGCUAAGAAGGAUCAAGUGGACAAAAAACCAUCCCAGCCAAGAGUGAGCGGUGGUGACCGGAAUGUGAAGUUCUCUGGCGAAUCCAGGGAGGAGCGCAACAACAGGCGUAAUCGCGAGGAUGGAGAAAGAACUUUACGGGGACAGGGAGAGUUUAGGCGAGGUCCUCCCGGGUUAGUUUCCGCGAAACCAACGAAUGUUAUACGGACGAUGGAAUUUAUUCGCGGUAAAUCUGUUUCAAGUAGUAGAAACUAUUUUAGAUUUUGUUCUAGCGAGGGUCGUGAAACGCGCGAAUUCCGGAACUCGAAUAACGAUGCUCAACGUGGUGAAUAUGGUGAGCGUCGUGGCCGUGGAGGUAUGCGUGGCAUAAGUCGCGGACGUGGAGGUCCUCGUGGGCGUGGUGGUUAUGAUAAUCGUGGAAAACGAGAAUUUGAUCGCCAAUCUGGCUCUGAUAAGACUGGCAUUAAACCAGUGGAUAAAAAAGACGGUGCUGGCAGCCAUAAUUGGGGCACCCAUAAUGAUGAAAUAGAAGAAAGCCUUAACCAAGAAAGUCAAGACUGGAGCAAUGAGAAACCGGAAUCCGAGGCCACUCAAGCGGCAACAGAGGUUAAGAAUGGCGAUACUGCUGUGGAUACUGCUGUUGAAGAGAAACCGGUCGAGGAAGAAUCGCGCGAACUUACUUUGGACGAAUGGAAGGCCCUACGAAACAAUCGAGUGAAGCCACAAUACAAUCUGCGAAAGGCCGGAGAAGGCGAGGAUCUGUCGCGCUGGAAGAAGAUGUACGCUCUCGAAAAGAAGAAGGAGGGUGCCGACGAAGAGGAGGAGGAGGAAGAGGAAUACGACGCGGCUGUGGAGUAUCCUCAACGUGUUGGCAGGCAAAAGCGCGUAUUAGGCAUCGAGAUCCAGUUCAGUGAUUCGCGACGUGGCUCCGGCGGUCGUGGUCGAGGUGGUCGCGGCCGCGGUGAUCGUGUGAACGGUCGUGGAUAUGGCAAUCGUGGUACUCCUAGAGACGGGGAUUCACGUGGAUCUUUGCAGUCCUCACAAAACGAGCAGAGGUCACCGCGAAGCCGUCAGAAUGCUCCGAAGGUAGACGAUGAGCACGACUUCCCUUCUUUGGGAUAGGUAGUUUCACCUAUCUAUUCUAACAUUUUUCAACAAUACCAACAAACAGCACUAUAAUGAAGUUACACCAAUUGAAAAAAAAAUCUUAUUGAGAAUCUUACGUUAGUGCAUAACAUUAUUAUUGCAUAAUACAGUAUACAUUUACAGAAGAUGAAACGUAAUAUUCUUAAAUAAAUUGUAACGCUUGAACGCGUUGUUACACAUUGCUACAGAAUGAUAAAUACGAAAAGUUGCACGACGUAUAAACAAACAAAAAAAUAGAGAAAAUCCUUUUUUGUACUUGUGGAGAGCGUUUGUAACUAUAUUUCAGAGUUGACAUUCAAUGGAUAAACGAUCUGUAAGAAACAGAAGAAACCAUAGUUACAAAAGUUGUUAAUAACAAAGACGUGAAGAGUUAGGAAGAAAGAUAUAACUGAAAAAAAUAAAGCAAAAGUGCGUUGAGGAAAAGAGAGGGAUUAUGCGGACCAGCGAGUGCGAACUGUUGGAUAGCAUUAACCUCGUAAUAGUUUCAAUCUGCUUAAAUUUAACUCGAAGCAAUUCUCGAAUAAAAACAAUUUGCUGUACACAAAAGUAGAGAAGAAACAGGACUGCGGUAUCGAUUUCGAUUUCGAUGUCGCGUUAAGGGCCUAAAGGAGGCUGAACCGCGUGAACCUGUAUAAAUAUCUUUUUAGGCGUAAAUUUUAAACGCACUUUUCAUUUUAUAAUUUUUAUACGUACUUGGAAAUAGUCCUUCCUCGUAAUCGGCAAGUUAUUACUUGCCAUUCAUAAAAAAAUAAAGUUUUUAAGGAAGGCAUUUCUAUUUAACAUCAAGACGCUAAAACGUCUUUUACUACAUAUAAGUCUACGUAUAUAGAUACAUAAAUAUAAAACUAUAUAUAUAGAAAAAAAAUCGAGACAAUGCGAUAAAUUUUCCUCUCUCAGAAAUAUGUCUGAAGCGGAAUAUCUCGCGUAUAUAUUAAAAGCUUUAGGUAUAUGUACAUGACAAACACAUACGCAUACACAUACACAUACAUACAUACAUAUAUACACUACGCGUAUAUGUAUCUACGGUAAAUCGGAAACUAUCGUACUAUGGUAAAAAAAUAAUGAGUAUACACUUAUAUAUUAUUAUGUUACAUUUAUUGCGUUGUCAAUUCUCAGAAUAUUAAUUAUAAAUCCACUAAUAUUAGUUACUAUAUUUGUUACAACACAGUUGAAGGUAAUCAACCAAAAGAAUCGCCCCUCCAUCAUAGACCGAAAAGGGAUAAUGGAAGAUCUAAAGCUGUUUGAAGCUUAGACAUAUGUGUAAAUAACAUUUACAAUAAUAAAUUGUGACAAUGAUCACAAAGACA